UCAUGACUUGUACCUCAGUCUUGUAAAACUGAUGUAGAGUCCUAGCUGUAUCUAGCUAAAGAUCUAUUUCCCUUUCCACCUUUAAAGUCUAGGGGCUGUUUAGGGCUCAGCUUCUUCUCCCUCUAUCCAGGAUUGACCUCUUCCAAAACGGAGCUUGCUUUGUCACUGGCCUUUUGCCAUCUUCAAACGCAAAACCCUAGAAAGCUUCGUUUCCCUCUACCGCCUUUCUUCUGAUCAGGUGAUUCGGGAGGCAGAGUCACGUGAGUCACAGAAAGUUAAAAGUAAGCUGCAAGCUGUCAUUUCUAGCUUUAGACAUUUGAGAGAUGUUUCCUUGCAAGAUUUGCCUACAGGCAGAGGUGUGGUUGCUGCUGUGGCUGCUUCUUCUUCUUCCGCCUCAGAGCACCAAUGGGUCGUUCUUACAAAGACAUUUUACCCAAUCUCCUAGCCCGCCUAACCAGCCUGACCAAUCUGACCAGCCUGGCAAACUUGGAAUACCCACCCCGAUUUCCCCCGACAUCGACAACACUAUGUAUGUCUUGGAUGAUGCUCGUGGGCUCGGUCGGGUGUUCGAUGGGAUCGGCGGGAUGAGCGGUGGCGGGGCAGCCUCUCGACUUCUAGUCAAUUACCCAGAGCCUCAUCGUUCGGAAAUAUUGGAUUAUUUAUUUAAGCCAAACUUUGGUGCUUCUUUGCAUAUUCUGAAAGUGGAAAUAGGUGGUGAUGGACAAACAACAGAUGGCACUGAGCCCUCCCAUAUGCACUAUAAAGGCGAUGAGAACUAUUUCCGGGGCUAUGAAUGGUGGUUGAUGAAGGAAGCUAAGAAGAGGAAUCCCAAUAUUAGACUUUUUGGAUUGCCAUGGUCAUUUCCUGGUUGGCUAGGUCCAGGUAAAAGUGAUCCCUAUGACAAUAUGACAAUGACUGCUUUAUAUGUUGUGUCUUGGAUAUUGGGCGCUAAAAAACAUCAUGAAUUGGACAUUGAUUAUAUUGGGAUUUGGAAUGAGAAAAAAGUUGACACUGAGUAUAUAAAGAUCUUAAGAGAAAAGCUUAAUGAAAAAGACCUGAAAAGAGUGAAAAUCAUAGCCAAUGAUCACCACUGGUACCCCAUUUCCAAAUACUUGGAAUUGGAUCCUAUGCUCCAGAACACCAUUGAUGUUAUUGGGGUUCAUUAUCCUGGGACUCAUGCUGUAAAUGAUGCUUUGAAAACCAACAAAACACUCUGGUCUACUGAAGAUUGCAGCAUUUUUAGUGAUGAAAAGGGUGGAGGCUUCUGGGCUCGCAUCUUGAAUCAGAAUUAUGUGAAUGGUCAAAUUACUUCCACAAUUGCUUGGAACUUAGUGGGUAGUUAUUAUCCACAAUCACCUUAUGAGAAAGAUGGGCUGCUGACUGCUAAAGAACCUUGGAGUGGGCAUUAUGUUGUAGAGGCUCCUAUUUGGAUUACAGCUCAUACGACUCAGUUUGCUCAACCAGGGUGGCAAUACCUGAAAACAGUUGGACAUUUAUUUAAUGGUGGAAGCUGUGUAGUUCUUACAGAUGGCUUAGGUAACCUCACUAUUAUCAUUGAAACCAUGACUCAUCAGUAUUCACAGUGCCGUAAGUCACGUGUUCCUUUUUUCCAAGUGUCUGAACAAACUAUCACUUUCUCUCUUCAGGGAACCUUUAAAGAAUUAACAAUGCUACAGGUAUGGUAUUCCAAACUUGGAAAAAAACCUUGGAAUAACGCAUUUCAACAAUUACCUCCUCUAACGAUUAUUGAUGGAACAGUCACAUUAAAACUAGGUGUGGAUGAACUGUACACUUUAACCACCAUCACUACAGGUCAAAAGGGAAGUCAUCCUAUUCCUCCAGAAUCACGUCCAUUUCCAUCUAACUUUGAAGAUAACUUCAAUGUUGGCAAUUCACUUUUUAGAGCAUCUCCACAUUUUGCAGAUCAAACAGGUGUAUUCGAAUACUUCACCAAUGACCAGGGUACAGGGGACCAUACCUUUACCUUACGCCAAAUGCUCAAUCAGCGACCUAUCACUUGGGCUGAGGAUGCAGAUCAGACCAUCAGUAUUAUAGGAGAUUAUAACUGGAGAAAUUUAAAUAUAAGUUGUGAUAUCUACAUAGAGAAACCAGUGACGGGUGGCAUAUUCAUUGCUGCAAGAGUAAAUAAGGCUGGGUCAUCCAUUCGAAGUGCCCAAGGACUUUUCUUCUGGGUUUUUGCAGAUGGGUCUUAUCAAGUUACAAAUGAUCUUGAGAGAAAGAUGGUAAUAAGAUCAGGAAGCUCUGAUACCCAUUGGGGAAGUUGGUACACCCUCAUUCUCAAUAUUAGUAUCAAGAAGUAUAACCAGUUAUUGCAGUCUCUCUCACAGGAGUUUCACUCAAGUUCCUCUGAAGAAUAUGCUUCCAUUGAGUUCAUUUCUCAAGCUGAAUUCUACACUGUGCACAAUUACAAGCACAUCCUAACCGAGACGCAAGCACUGUACUACCCCAUUCACAAGAAUCCAGACAUCCUCAACCAGCCUCGACUGACUAAUCACCAGCUUUAGGACAAAAAACAGGAGACCCGCAUUAGACCAAGCCAACUACUCCCUUUUGUCUGGAAGUGGGGAUUAUCACCCCCCAAUAAAUGGGAGUACCACUAUUUUCAGUGAGUGGUGAUGGCAGCAAGUACCAAACUGGACCUGCCUCUGGACAGCCUGCAGUACCUAUUGCCAGGGGUGAAGGCACGGACUUCCAGACUUAAGUUAGCUCAGCUCAAUGCCAUAGUCAUGGUGUCUGGGUUGGUGUCUUUCAUCAACUUGGGCAUGGUAGCCGCUUCUUCUCUCCAUCUAGCUACCUCCCUGCUCCUGCUGUUUUUUGUUUCUCUCAUGGGGCACCGAACCUUCAAGGUUUUCACCCGGCUGCAGAAGCUGAAUAACCUAGAGCUAAUCAAUCUGCUCUAUUUCCGAACCACAUCCAGUGAUUAUGAACUGAUCAAUAACAUAGUGCUGAGGGCUCUGGAAGAACACAUCAAGGAGGUCCUGCUGGCCCACAGUUUCCUGAGCAGGAAAGGGGAUGUGCCUCCAGAGGAGAGUGCCCAGUGGCUGCAGAAAACUGUGGAAAGCUGGGUCAGGACCCACUUGGGCUGCAAAGUGAGUUUUGAUGGAGCCCGAGCACUGGAUCACCACAAAGCUCUUGUUGAAAAUAUGUCCAUUGGACCCCUGACCAGUUAUUUUAAGAAUCUUAACCCCCUUCUGAUUAGCCAGUCGAACAAAUCCCUGGACCCUCCUUCUCAGAUCCAGUCUGUCAAGGAAUAAGGCAUUUGUAGCCCCAUCUACUAUCCUCUCCUGCUGGCUCUCCAUCUGGUUGUGACACCUGAGGACUACACUCUUGGUCCAAAAGAAGUGUCCAAUGCAAACAAGAAUCCAGAGAGUGGAGAGAGGUAAUACUAACAGAAAUUUCCCCCAGUGUUCCUGCUACCUCCUGUCUCUUGGAGAAGGGAGCAGAUAAUGUACCUCUCCUCCCCUUCAAACUCCAGUUAUCUUUCCCUAGAGGAAGGUAUUUAAAAUUCAUAUUUCAGAAAAAAAAUUAACUUUAUCCUAACCACAGGAUCUUUCCAUGCAUUCAUAUCAGGGCUACCCCAAAUAAUUUUUUUUUAACUUCUCUGGUCCCUGCUCUGUAAAGAAGCAUUGUAAUGGUUUGUCCAUAUGAAUGGUUGUUGAAAUUAAAGUGCAGUUUAAUUUGCAUGCCAAUGUGUUAGUUUUUGCUUUUCUCUAGCAAUUAGUGAAGUUAAACAAAAAAAAUUUCCUUGGUUGCAGUAGAACUUAAAAAUGUCAGAAGAGAUGAAGAAAGUUUACCAGCCUCUGAUGUGUAAUUAAGGUAACAAUUACCUUGGAUCAAUGACCUUGUAUUAACAUAAGUGUAUCCACUCACAAAUUGUUGCCCAGAAACACCUGUGUCACCCCUAGGUUGUGAAUGAUCAAUAAAAAUGCUUGUCUCUUUCUUUGCAUCAGAGGAGGGAUAAUGUGAGUGUGAAGCCCCCUGCCCCUUUUAUGAUGAUGAUAGUAUUUGCCUUUAUGAUUAUUUUCAGAAUACAAUCAUCAGGUUUGAGCUAAUAAUCAAAGUGAUAGAGUUUGUUUUAUAAAAUUAAAGGGAUCAGCUAAGAAAGUUCCAGUUUAGGGUGGUAUCAAAUCUUGUUUACAUCUUUUGACCUCAAGCCUAUAACCAAAAGCUACUACUAAGCCUGUUGGGUGCAAGAUCAAGACAGUCACGCCAGAGGAGGGCCACUGUUGUUUCAACAAACUGCUGACUCCUAAUAUUGUCAGUAAAAGACACUAAUAGUGCAAAGGUGACAUAAGUAGACUUUUAUCACCCCCCCCCAAAGUGAUCUUCUUUUACAUUCACUAGCACUUGUGCCACUAAUUAAGAGCAGCCUGUAUGAAAUCUAUGAGCCUUUUUCUUUUUCUGUAUCGCUGUCAUUAUGCCAUAAGAUUUCUCUCUAUUAAAAAAAAAGACCAUCUUCUAAGGCUUGGGGUCUCUGGUUCUUUAUUGUGAGGUGGGCCUCCUCUCAAUAAACCCAUUAUUUAGCUUCGAGUUCUGUAUUGUGAUAAAUUUUUGCCACAUGAUAGACUUUUCAAAAACUUUUUUUUUAAUAAAAGGGCUUUUUAGCAAGAAAAAGUCGAUUAUAGCCCUACCUAUAUCUGUUAUGCCAAUAACAGUCUAUUUGGCCAGGGGACUUUUCUGAAUUGAAUGAUAUGGAAUGAAAAAUUUUCUACUCCUUAAAAUACUGUCCAUUUCCCCAGUAUUAACUUGCAGUUUUUGAGAAUAUAUAUGUGUAUAUACCCAUAAAUACACAUAUAAAUGUAUGUGCGUGUGUGUUGAUGUCUUCCUGGCUUCCUCUCUGCACUGCUCCAUGAUUCCUCCUUUUUUGUGGCUUCCCUAUUGUGAUUGGUUGUGUCUGCUGACAUUUUUUAGGAUAUCACUGAAAUAAAAUUAAUUAAUGGCAAUGUUUUUCAGUUAUUUCUACUUUAUUUAGGGUUUUUUUUUAAUUGUCUGAGACCAUGGGAGGGAGACAAAGAAAUAGAACAGAAACUGUAAUUACACAUACAAUCUAGUUGACUUUAGAAACAAGUGAAAAUCCUUAAAAGUUAAAUAAGAUAAAGCAAACAAAUAAAAUACCUGCUCCUUGACCCAGGCUUUUUUGUGUCCAAGGAGGAUUCCCUGGAAGACAGGGUAAGGGACAGAGACUAGACUUAUGAAUUCAUUGAUAAUGAGGAAUUCUUAGAUGAGGAAGCUUCCUCUUCCAAUGAAGACCAGCACAUUUUCUACAAUCUACAGUCUGAGAUCCCCUAGAGCACUGACAGUUUCAAGAACAUGCUCAGGGAGCCAUAAUCACUAUGUGUCAGUAUCAGGAUCUCAAGUCAGAUCUUCUAAUUCUCUUGGCAGCUCCCCAUCCAGUGUACAAUGCUGCCUCUCCCUUGAGAAUGACAUAUUCUAAUAUAGAAAAGAACUCCAUAUGAUGUGAUUUGUUAUGAAAAUUCUGAUGUCACUUAAGAAGAGCAGCAUAUAAGGUGCCUAUUAAAUGAGGGGGUUGGACUGAAAAAUAGCUACAACCCUUUGCAAUUCUAAUUCUAUUUUCCUAUAAUCCCAUGUGCUGGGAUUUAAGAAAUGUGUGGAGAUAAGACCCAGUACCAUUUUACACUUGUAACAAAGUGCAUCACGUGGGAUGUGAUUAUGGUUGUCCUCACUAGGCUCCGGCUGACUAUCUCUGUGCCAUUUUUUUUUUAAGGUAAACCAA
This is a messenger RNA of Monodelphis domestica (gray short-tailed opossum), 5755 nucleotides long. RefSeq names its product galactocerebrosidase-like. Lineage: Eukaryota; Metazoa; Chordata; Mammalia; Didelphimorphia; Didelphidae. Gene Ontology annotation, cellular component: lysosome. The record is from RefSeq and is a predicted model, not a curated record. Gene Ontology annotation, biological process: galactosylceramide catabolic process. Gene Ontology annotation, molecular function: galactosylceramidase activity.